This is a messenger RNA of Staurois parvus, 888 nucleotides long. Lineage: Eukaryota; Metazoa; Chordata; Amphibia; Anura; Ranidae. The record is from the annotation of a GenBank genome assembly.
AUGCCAAAAUCCAUAUCCAUGGUGACAGCACUGAAGCAGUAUGACAUUGUAGCUGACUGCUCGGACAAUGUCCCUACUAGAUACCUGAUCAGUGAUGCCUGUGCGGUCGCAGGGAAGCCGCUUGUAUCAGCCAGUGCACUCCGCUGGGAAGGCCAGUUAACCAUAUACAACCACCAGGGAGGGCCAUGUUACCGAUGCCUGUUCCCCAUUCCUCCACCUCCAGAAACUGUCACCAACUGUGCUGAUGGCGGUGUCCUGGGUGUUGUCCCUGGGAUCAUGGGGUGUCUACAAGCCCAAGAAGUGCUAAAAUUGGCCUCUGGAAUUGAUCCGAGCUACAGCAGCACCAUGCUAAUGUAUGACGCACUGGACGGACGUUUCCGCAACAUUAAGCUUCGAGGUAAACGAGCCGAUUGUACCACCUGUGGCAGUGGGUCAGAAUCCCGUAUCCUUGAGAACUAUGAGGCGUUCUGUGGCUCCUCUGCCUCUGAUAGGUGCCGGACGUUAUACCUGCUGAGUGCCACUGAGAGGAUGACUGUCCAGGAGUACAAACAGCUUCUGGAUGAUGGUGUGCCUCACGUGCUCAUUGAUGUCCGACCACAGGUUGAGGUAGACAUCUGCCACCUACCACACUCUGUCCACAUCCCACUGAGCCAGCUUGAAGCUGGAAAUGCUGCAGAUCUCCUGGGGGAGAGGAGGGGGACCAGCGAGUGUGGUAGUCAGUGGAAGAAACUGAUUGUCGUCUGUAAACUUGGAAAUGACUCGCAGAAAGCCGUAAAAAUUCUACAGCGACUCUCUGAAGAAGGUUUUAAUGAGUUUACAGUAAAGGAUAUUGCAGGGGGCCUGAUGGCAUGGGCCGAGAAGAUCGAUCCUGCCUUUCCCAAAUAUUAG